AUGGCUGUGGUAAAGCUAUAUGAAAGUGGCUCGACCUUUGCCCACACCCCUAUGGCCAUUGUGGCUGCAGAUGCCACCCCUCACACCCUUGAUGAAGAAGACAUGGUCAAGCAGGCCCAUGAGAUAGGCAAGAAGUUUGCGGCUCUAACAGAGUUGUUGAAGAGCUAUUUAUAUAUUGGCAGCGUCAAGGUCUGUGGUGCUGAUUUUAGUAUCCCAAUCAAUGAGAACCCCAAGGGGUGGGUGAUGGUGCACUGGAUUGUUGGCUUGCGCCUGGCCAAAGGGUUGCUGAUGUAUAUGCUUGAACGACGCCUCAAGAUGAGUGUCUUGAUAGUAAUGACAGAUGAGCAAGUAGAGAGGGAUGUCAAGAUAAUAAGGGAAGCAAUAAAUGAGGUCACGGAGUAUGACAGAGCGAGUCCGGGUGAGGUAUGGCAUAAAGUACAUUAA
Molecule: messenger RNA, 444 nt
Organism: Exophiala oligosperma
Lineage: Eukaryota; Fungi; Ascomycota; Eurotiomycetes; Chaetothyriales; Herpotrichiellaceae
Exons: 1
Coding region: 1-444 (147 amino acids)
Molecular function (GO): pyridoxal phosphate binding; transaminase activity
Source: RefSeq, a predicted model, not a curated record